Messenger RNA from Spodoptera exigua (beet armyworm), 1116 nucleotides. The record is from the annotation of a GenBank genome assembly. Lineage: Eukaryota; Metazoa; Arthropoda; Insecta; Lepidoptera; Noctuidae.
AUGAAGUCUAUGGUGUCCCUCAAUAAAUGCGAAGAGUUGACAUUGGCAGUGAAUAAGAUUAAUUUUGAAUAUCAAUGUCUUGCUGCAAAAAUGUUUACAAUCACCUCGAGGAUUGUGGGACUAGAUUACAGGUAUGGACUGCAGCAAAAAUAUGGAAGAUUUUUGUAUUACUUGUCGCCUCCAAGUUGGCGGUUCAAGAACAGACAUUUUGCUCGAUCUAUGGAGAUAGAAGAGAAAGGAUUUGAUUUCGGAAUAUCCAAGGACGAGGAUACAUUUAGUGUUAUGUUUGAAAAGCUGAAAAUGGAGUGUUAUAGUGGCCUUACAAAACCAGUUCUAUACUUUAAACACCAUGGCGAUCUAAUGGAAUUAUUUGACGGGAUAGAGCAACAACAUUUGCAUCACUUUACGCAUGUGGUUCAACUUUCACCUCACACAAUUUUUUUAAAGAAAGGUAUACAACUUUUUAAAGAUAUUAUUGCUCAGGAUAGUGCAGGAAUUCUUGCUACAAUUAAAGAUUUCAAAAAAUUAUUGCAAUUCAGUGAGGAUCAACGGUCCCAGUUGGAGGCAAAAUUUUUUAAGAUAGUCAACGGAUUUUUUUACGACUGCGUGGGCGCCCCAGAAGUUUUGAAAUUUCAGUUGCACUUAGAAUUUUGUUAUGAGAAAAUAUAUAAUGAAAAGCCCAUAAAUAUGGACAUAGUGGGAACUGCUAAGGCUUUAGAAAAUUAUUACAUGGAGUAUUCGAAACGGUUGGAUGAGGUAAAAGGUGACAAAAUUGAAGCCGCUAUGUCCGUGUAUAUUAACUCAGAACGACAAAAAUUCAAACAAGCUAAAGAUGCGGCCAAGGAACUAAGAAUGUUUAGGCGUUUGGAGCUUACCUUACUUCGUGCUCACGCGCCACCAACUAAGUUGCAAGCAAAUUUCAACAUUGCCAAUAAUACACGUUUGAGAAAAAAGAAGUUGUCUAAAGCAAAAUGCGAGGAAUAUAGAAACAGUCUUACGGAGGCUGAAUUAGAAUACUUGACAUUAUUUACUGACUGGACAGAAAAAGAGGAUCCUGAUAACUACUUACAGCAUCGCAUAUCACGCAACGAUGUAGGACCCGGUAGGAAAGAGUAA